CGGAUAGAUGUGGACACCAACCGAGACACCACUUGGUUGUCUCCCCGCUGAUGAUCCCCAGAAUUGUUCAAAGCAAGGGCCUUAUAUUAUCUAGCUCAUACGGUCUCAGUCACAUAUUUCCACAUCAUUCCUCACCUGGCCUUUACAGUGCCGACCGCCAACAGACAAUGACUUCAAUAACUACAUCACCCUUGGCUUCUACCACAUCACCUCUACCACCCCAGACGCUUGCAGGCAAGACUGCUAUUAUUAGCGGUUCAUGUUCCGGUAUAGGAGCUGAGAUUGCACGCGAACUUUCCUCACGCGGCUGCGACAUAGUCAUCAACUACCCUUUUCCAGCUUUGGAGACACAAGCACUCGAGUUGGCCAACAGUCUCACGUCUCGAGCAAUCUCUGUGUGCGCGGAUAUCUCGACACUUGACGGUCCUCAAACCCUCGUCGCCGCCACAGUGAAGGAAUUUGGGAAGGUUGACAUCCUUGUUAAUAAUGCGGCAAUUGCUGUUAAUCUCCCGCUCGAGGAACAAACUAUAGAACAUUGGGACUCACUUGUAAACCUGAAUGGCAGAGGUACUUUCCUUCUUACCCAAGCUGCGCUACCACAUCUCUCCAAGACGGAUUCAAGGAUCGUCAAUAUCGAUAGCAUUUCAUCUCGCGCAGCACCUGCUAUGCAGACGAUCUAUGCCGGAACGAAAGGGAUGGUGGAUUCCUUUACACGAUGCUGGGCUAGAGAGCUGCCGCCAAAGUAUGGAUGUACAGUCAACUCUGUUAGUCCGGGACCCACUAUGACAGAGGGUUUUGCGGCGGCGGGAGAAUCAUUCAUGAAAUUAAUGCAGCCUACUCUUGACCUAACGCCCGUAGGGCCGCGCAUGGCGAGGCCUGAGGAGAUUGCGUUCGCGGUAGGGUUUCUGUGUGAACCUAGGGCCAGUUGGAUUAAUGGGCUCAACUUGACAGCAAGUGGGGGGUUAUUUAUUGAUUGAUUAUAUAGAUUACUUACCUGGCAUAUGAUAUAAACAUCGAAGCAUAUUAUAACAACUUGUUAAGCCUGAACCGCAUUAGCAUGGGCUCAAAGGUAGAGCUGACAGUAGUAAGAGAGAAACACUCAACUUGAGUAACUAUGCAAACUAGAAAGCGUCGGGUUAGGACAGCCUCUGGAUGCGGAUAAGGUACUGCUCAUAGUUAAAUUACCG
Messenger RNA from Pseudogymnoascus verrucosus, 1187 nucleotides. RefSeq lists its product as uncharacterized. The coding region runs from base 51 to 977 and encodes 308 amino acids. The record is from RefSeq and is a predicted model, not a curated record. The transcript has a single exon. NCBI's taxonomy places the organism in Eukaryota, Fungi, Ascomycota, Leotiomycetes, Thelebolales, Thelebolaceae.